AUGGCAGUUGGAACAAGGCUAACACCUUCGUUAGAUAAACCUGCUGUUGAUCUUACUUUAUACAGGAGCAUGAUAGGAACAAUUUCGUUAGGAUUGUCGUAUUUUUUGAAAUCAGGAUUUUUCAUUCAAGCAUUCUCAGAUGUAGAUCUGGUUGGUUGUAGUCUUGAUCGAAAAAGUACAAGUGGUGGAUGUCAAUUAUUAGAUGGAAAGCUUGUAAGUUGGCAAUCGAAAAAGCAAAUAUAUGUUGCAAUUUCAACUGCUGAAGCUGAGUAUGUUGCAGUUGCUGUUUGCACUUCUCAAAUCAUAUGGAUCCAAGUACAACAUUCGAAAACGAAACACAUUGCACUUCGUUAUCAUUUCAUUAAAGAACAUGUAGAAGAUGGAAUUGCCGAAGUACAUUUUGUAAAGACUACUGAUCAGCUUGCUGAUAUCUUUACAAAACCAUUGGAUGAAAAACCAUUUGUUAGAAUUUUAAUAGGUUUGGGAAUGAUAGAAACAAGUUCUGUUCCAGGACUAAUUUCGAAAGAAUGA
Lactuca sativa (garden lettuce) is the source of this 531-nucleotide messenger RNA. Its product is annotated as secreted RxLR effector protein 161-like. The record is from RefSeq and is a predicted model, not a curated record. Lineage: Eukaryota; Viridiplantae; Streptophyta; Magnoliopsida; Asterales; Asteraceae.